AUGCGUUUGAAACGUUGCCCAUUAUUUAGAAAAAGAGUUGGACGAAUUAGGUCUAUAUCAAGGAAACCGGUUACCAGUCUCGUCUCACUCGAACUUCACGACAGUUGGUUGUUGAUCACGCUUGCCGGAGCUAGAAUGCUGGAAACAGAGGAGAGAGGAUACUUUCAUUGGGCAGAUUGGCUGGUGUUCGCGCUGAUGCUCGGCGUAUCUGCUGCCGCAGGAUUAUGGCAUUACAAGGGAACACAGAAGUCGAGCACGGAAGAUUAUCUCUUAGGAGGAAAGAGUAUGAACCUCCUUCCCGUGUCCGCUUCCCUCGUAGCCAGCUUCAUAUCUGGCGUGACAAUUCUUGGAACACCCGCAGAGAUAUACAAUUUUGGAACUCAAUAUUGGAUUACCAUUAUUUCGAUAUUCUUUUCGGGCCUGGUCGUGGCUCUUGUUUAUGCUCCGGUCUUCGUUUCACUGGGAUUGAAUUCCGUUUACGAGGGUGGUAUCAGGGCAGUAGUUUGGACGGACGCGCUUCAGGUCGGAGUCAUGGUUGCUGCUAUGCUGACUGUUAGUAUACUGGGCACUUAUCAUAUUGGCACCGCUGAAAUAUGGAAGGUGUCGUCGGACACCAACAGAAUCGAAUUCUUGAACUUCGAUCCAUCUCCUUAUACAAGACACACAGUAUGGACUGUGUUGAUUGGCUCGUGGCUUUAUAGCACCGCUUACAUUGCCGUGAAUCAGACUAUGGUACAACGGUAUAGAUUAUUGAAAGAUCUGAAAACGUCCAAACUGUCAUUAGCGAUAUUUACUAUUAGUAUUAUGUUAUUUAUUUCAUUGUGCUGUUGGUGCGGCCUCGUUCUCAUAGCUUGGUGGUCUCCACCUAAGUGCGACCCCAGAGCUAUUGGUUUGAUCACUGCUGAUGAUCAAUUACUACCUGCUUUCGUAAUGGAAAUUGCAAAUCAUUUACCUGGAAUACCAGGUCUUUUUAUUUCUGGAAUUUUUGGAGCAGCUCUUAGCACCCUCUCUGUAGGCUUUAAUUCAACGGCCGUAGUAAUUCUGGAAGAUUUCGUGAAGGGUUGCUGCGGUAUGAAACCAACCGACCGAUGCUCCAACAUUUUUGUAAAGUGUGUGAUUGUCUUACUUGGUUCUCUAGCUCUGGGUUUACUCUUUUUGGUUGAGAAAUUAGGAGGAGUUCUAGCUGGCGCGUUUAUGGGUGCUAUCGUAGGAUUCGUUAUUGCUGGCUGGGCGAGUUUAGGUGCAAAUUGGUCUAUCGGUGCCGGGUUGCUAGUUCCUAAGAAACUUCCAGUGCCCCUUUCUCAUUGCACGGGCAAUAUCUCUGAAAGUUUCCUGAAGCAGUUUGAUCAUCCGAAAUUGUUGCGGAAACGCGAGAAUAUUGUCCCUACUGAAAGUAGCGCUGGCACUAGCGAUUUAGCGACAACAGCAAGUCUCUUGUUGUACGAUUUAAAAAAGAAAAGGAGAAAUCAAAAUUUUUCUAAUGGCGUCAUAACAUAGUUCAAACGUCAGGUCCCAAUCGUUUAUAAUAAACGUUAACAAACUGAAACUAAACUACUGUAGUGCCGUUUGGCAAUAUCGCUCCAGAUAGUAUCGGAAGACAAAAUUUCCAGACCAAACAAACGUGAAGUUUGACUCUCUUUCAAUAUUCAUUUAAGUUUAAACAUCAUUGUAGACAAUAAUGUUCGCAUUGUUACAAGUCGUAGAUCGACUCAAUUGCACAGAGAGAAGUUUAUAUUAAGAUACAAUUACUAGAGACAUUUAUGAAUUGUAUUUUACAACUCUUAGAAUUUAUAUAUUUGGAAUAAAUUUUUCUAUUCAAUUUUGUGAACCGUUUA
Heterotrigona itama is the source of this 1835-nucleotide messenger RNA. The record is from the annotation of a GenBank genome assembly. NCBI's taxonomy places the organism in Eukaryota, Metazoa, Arthropoda, Insecta, Hymenoptera, Apidae.